AUGAAUGUUGAAGAUAAAUACAAGUUGAUAAAAGAAAAAUAUAAAGAAAUAAAAGAACAAAAUGACAUAUUAAAAAAAGCUAUUAUUGAAUAUAAAAAGGAUCUUAAAGAGUUAGAAAAAAAAAAUGAUAAUCUAUUAAAUGACAAAAACCAACUAUACAAAAACUUGACACAAGUAACAAACAGUUUAGAAGAACAAAAAAAGAAAAAUUCUGGAUGGUCGAAUUUAAUGCUACUCACAAAAAACUCAAGAGAAAACAUCCAAGAAUCAGUAGCCUUUGAGGAACUUGAAAUGAAGAUAAAAGAAAAUGAAACACUACAUAAAAAUAUUGAAGAAUUACAUCAAGAAAAAAGUUAUUUAAAAAAGGAGCUUGAAUUGUUAAAAAAAGAUCAUACAGAAAAAAUAAACGAAAAAGAAUUAACCAUUGGAACACUCAACGACCUAGUAAAUUCCUCCCGUCAAAAACAAAUAAAAGCAGACGAACAAUGUGAAGAGAUAAAAAAAUUAAUAGAAGAAAAUAAAAAAGAACAUUCUCAACAAAUUAAAAAGAAAGAUGAAUCUUUAAAUUAUAUGAAAAAUAUCUGUACAAUGUUACACAAUAAAUGUUAUCCAAAAUAUAUGAUUGAUUUUAAUCAUAUACCAUUCUAUCAACCAUAUGACACAAAGGGUUCAUAUAUACAAAAAGAAAUUCUUCAUAAUGAAGAAAGGUUAGGAAAUUAUUUAUUUUCUCUUAUUCAAAAUGUUACGAUGUAUUUAAAAGUGUGUAAGGAAUUAUUUUUAUUUCAAAAAAAUAACUUGGAUAGUAUGUAUAAUAAAAUGAAAAAGGAAAAAUUAGAUGACCAGGAUAAAUACACCAAAAUGAUCGACCUAAAAAAUAUUUGCGAUCAGCAAGCUAUAAUUUUGGAAGAAAUAAUUGAUACAGCUGAAAAGUUUAAAAUUUAUUAUACAGAAAAGGAAGACAAGCAAUUAAUCGAGACCAUUUUACUUAGAAUUAAAGAAAAAAUGAGAGAAUUUUUUGUUAAGGUUAAUGUCUAUCUAUGUAUUGAAGAAUAUAUGUUUCCAUCUUAUAUAAAGAACAAAGCGUUUUUUUUAAAAAAAGUUAUACAACAAUUGAGGUUAUUAAAAGAACUAAUCAUGAAAAUAAUAAAUAUAAUAACAUUGAUGAUAUGGAUAUGCCCAUAUAAUAAUGAAAGAAUUAUUUUAGAAAAUUUAAGAAAAAGAAAUAUUGUAAAAGAUGAAAAAAAUAAUAUAAUAAAUUCUAUGGGAAAAAGAAAUGAUGAAGAGAAAUAUACAAACAUAUCAAGUUUUAAUAUGAUAUAUAUGACAAAUAUAUCUAAUGAUGAUAAAUUAUUUAUAUAUAAUAAACAAGAUGAAAAUAAUUCUUUAUAUAAUAAUAAUCUUUCUAUUAAUGAAAAGAAAAUACCAUUUAUUAAUUUUCUUCAAGAAAAAGAAAAAACUAUUUUCUCACAAUUCAAUGAUUUUAAAAAUUAUCAAACAAAAAAUAAUCAUAUAAUUCUUUUCAUAUUAAAAAAAAUUCAAAGAAUAUUACAACACAUUCCACAAUCUUUUAAAUUUUUAAAAUCUUAUAUAUCAUAUCGAUUAUGUGAAAUAAAAAGAUUUGGUAAUUUCUAUAUAAAUAAUUCUCAAUUAAUUACAAAUUUAUUAGAUAAAACAAAUGAAUUUAUUAAAUAUAUAGAGAAUUUUAAUUAUAUUUUUAUUCAUAAUAUUAUGUAUACAAAAUUAUCAUAUAGUAAUUAUCAUAACCCAUACUUAUAUAAACAACAUAUAAAAUAUAUUAAUAAUAUAAAUCAAACAUUCAAUAAAGCAAACGUACAGACAUAUGACAAAUUACAAAAAAACUUAAAAGACCUUCAAAUUUUUAAGAAAGAUAAUAUACAAUUGAAUAUGAAAUUGUUAAAGAGUAAAAAGGAAAAUAAAAAACUCAAAACAGUAAAUCAGGAGACCUUAAACAAUUAUAGGAACAUACUUUUAAAAAACCAAGAAUUGUCUCUCAACAAUCAAUAUUUAAUAAAUACAAUAAAUUACAAACGAGAAGAUAUUCAAGAUUCAAAUGAUGAUAAUAAUAUUCAUAAUUAUGCAGAGAAAAUAUACAACUUCAUUUCAGAUACAAACGAAGGAAAGAAAAAUUUUAAUAUAAAAGAAAAACAGUUAAUAGAAGCAUAUAUCUCUUCUUGUAUAAAAAUAAAUAAUUUAAAUUUGGAAAUCAAAAAUAAUAAACAUAUUUUAGAAGAGUUACAAAACUUGUUCAACAUAAAAGAAAAUGAAAUAAAAAACUUGAACACACAAAUAGACACAUAUAAGGAAGAAGAAGUUAAUAUUCACAAAAAAUAUGAAGAACAGAUGAACACAUUACACGAUUUAAUUCUAAGCUUAGAAAAGCAAAUAACCAAAAUCAGCUCAGAAAAAAAUGUGAACAAAUUCUUUAUUAUGUGCUCCAUAUGUUCUAAUAAAAAUAAUAUAGGGGCCAUUUUAAAAAACAGGAAAUGCAUAAAGUGUAAUUCCUUCAUUAUUUUUAUGAAUGAAUAA
This is a messenger RNA of Plasmodium gaboni, 2547 nucleotides long. RefSeq lists its product as hypothetical. The transcript is spliced from 13 exons. The coding region runs from base 1 to 2547 and encodes 848 amino acids. The record is from RefSeq and is a predicted model, not a curated record. NCBI's taxonomy places the organism in Eukaryota, Apicomplexa, Aconoidasida, Haemosporida, Plasmodiidae.